Molecule: messenger RNA, 1250 nt
Organism: Microdochium trichocladiopsis
Lineage: Eukaryota; Fungi; Ascomycota; Sordariomycetes; Xylariales; Microdochiaceae
Exons: 3
Coding region: 110-880 (256 amino acids)
Molecular function (GO): oxidoreductase activity
Source: RefSeq, a predicted model, not a curated record
GUCGUCACGGGGGGCGGCACUGGUAAGCGCGCGGCCCUCUCUACCGUUCUCGAGACUGCUACAACUCAAGCAGGAGGCUGAUCUCAACUCGCAUCAAGGCAUCGGCCUGAUGAUUGCCCAGGGGCUCGAGGCCAACGGCGCAACAGUUUAUAUCCUCGGCCGGCGGCUCGAGACGCUGCAGAAUGCCGCAAAGACAGCUAAACACGGCAAACUGAUCCCCAUCCAAGCCGACGUCACCUCCAAGGAGUCUCUCCUGCAGGCCGCCGAGCAGAUCAAGUCCGAGCAAGGCUUCGUCAACCUCGUCGUCGCCAACUCGGGCAUCACCGGGCCCGGCGCGGCGGGCUACCCCGCGGACCCGACCAUCACGCAGCUCCGGGACCUCAUGCUGUCCUGGGACACGGCCGCGAUGGUGCAGACCUACGAGGUCAACGUGGUCGGCGUCAUCACCACGAUCGCCGCGUUCCUCGAGCUGCUCGACGCGGGCAACAGGAAGGGCAACGUCGUGCAGAAGAGCCAGGCCGUGGCGGUCUCGAGCAUCGGCGGCUUCAGCCGGAGGGCGUUGGGCGGGUACACGUACGGCAGCUCCAAGGCGGCGGUCAUGCAGCUGAUGAAGACGCUCUCGACGGCGUGGACGCCGUUCGACAUCCGCGCAAACGUCAUUGCGCCCGGUAUCUACCCCAGCGAGAUGACAGGCACCAUCGUGAAGACGCAGGAGGAAAAUGGCUGGCCGAGAAGCGUAGUUCCACUGCAGCGUGCAGGUGACCAGCAGGACCUGGCGGGUGCCAUCUUGUUCCUGGCCAGUCGCGCAGGCGCAUAUCUCAACGGCAACGUCCUGGUCACGGACGGUGGGAGGCUAGGGGUACUGCCGUCGAGCUACUGAGUCUUUUAUUAGACCCGCUUCGCCGUUCCCCAGUUUAAGCUUGUAUCACUCUUAGCCAUGGUUACGUUGUUGGAAUACAGGCGAAACAUGAUCUGAACUGCAACCUGAGAGAAGUUACCGUGGGGCAUCACAAGACCAGGGAUAGCGCUAUUUUGUAGCACUAGUAACGGUAGCUGUCCCUCUGCCGAAGCCUCUCCAGGCCUGAGACAAGCGCGCCCUAUGGCACGCCCUAGGGGUGGAUCGCAGCAGUCUGUGGGCGCCUCCAUCGCCGAUGUGGGGGUCCCGUGGCGUGUCCCCAUGGCAGGCAGUGGCACGCUCAGAGGUUCUUCGUUAUGAUUGCUCGGCUUGGCAAGCGGAGAACGUUUCCCAA